AUGGCGUCUGAGAGUAUCCUCAUGGGCUGUAUCUAUACCCUGAUGGCGUCUGAGUGUAUCCUCAUGGCGUGUAUCUGUACCCUGAUGGCGUCUGAGUGUACCCUCAGUAGGUGUAUCUGUACCCUGAUGGCGUCUGAGUGUACCCUCAUGGUGUGUUUCCGUACCCUAAUGGCAUCUGAGUGUAUCCUCAUGGCGUGUAUCAAUACACUGAUGGCGUCUCAGUGCACCGUCAUGGUGUGUAUCUGUACCCUGAUGGCGUCUGAGUGUACCCUCAGUGGGUGUAUCUGUACCCUGGUUGCGUCUGAGUGUACCCUCAUGGUGUGUUUCCGUACCCUAAUGGAAUCUGAGUGUAUCCUCAAGGCGUGCAUCAAUACCCUGAUGGCGUCUGAGUGUAUCCUUAUGGCGUGUAUCUGUACCCUGAUGGCAUCUGAGUGUAUCCUCAUGGUGUGUAUCUGUACCCUGAUGGCGUCUGAGUGUAUCCUCAUGGUUUGUAUCUGUACCCUGAUGGCGUCUCAGUGUAUCCUCAUGGCGUGUAUCUGUACCCUGAUGGCGUGUAUCUGUACCCUGAUGGCGUCUGAGUGUAUCUUCAUGGUGUGUAUCUGUACCUAA
Molecule: messenger RNA, 609 nt
Organism: Haliotis rubra (blacklip abalone)
Lineage: Eukaryota; Metazoa; Mollusca; Gastropoda; Lepetellida; Haliotidae
Exons: 1
Coding region: 1-609 (202 amino acids)
Source: RefSeq, a predicted model, not a curated record